AUGCAUGACGAAGAACACGAUCACAUAGGCUCCGGCCCUUCGACACCACCAAACGGUUCGGCGACACCGCGUCCGGAUCUCCAUGACAAGAGACUUCCACAACUUGCCAACAGCUAUUUUGCACAGGUUCCCGACGAUGCUUCGUGCCGAACAAUUGCUAAUUUGAAUAUCGUACCUCAGAACACUCCCCCACAUACGCCGCGGACAGGAUCGUAUGCUGGCAAAUCCCGAGACGAAGACAACCUCCGCGCCAAAGCCGCCAAAACGAGCCGUUCAAGCUCCAAUGGCUCGCAUUCGAAGGCUACGAUCGGCCACCUAAAGGGUCAGCUCGAAAUCAGCAUCGAGGAGGCACGAGGACUCAAGCCGAGCUUGGACCCGUAUGUGGUUUGCAUCUUUCAGUUGAAUGAGGUCAUUUCGGGAGGCCCAAAGGGUAGUCAGGCGGACUCAGCAAUAGACUCAACACAGCCGGAUGAGGAGAACCUGGCGCGCAGUGUAGCGAUGAAGCGGUUGGGCAGCGGGUCUGGUACACCGAUGGCUAUUCCUGGGUUGCGAAGCAGACAGACGAGUCAGACGAAUAUCGCUGGCAUGCGUCGCGGAUCACGACAAGACGCAAGCCAACCGAACACCGAUCCCAAUAAUGAGGUGGACAUCUCGGUUUACGAUCGCGCGACCAAUGAUUCUUUCCUCGGUCACAUUCGCACACCACUCAACCUCAACGACUACAACCAUCAGCACGAAGGGUGGUACAAGCUGGAGUCAAAGGAGGGCCAUACAGAGACCGUGACGGGCGAGAUACAUUUGAAAAUUGCAUUCCACGCGACUGGCAAAAAGAGCUUUGGACCGGAAGACUUUGAGAUCUUGAAGCUUAUUGGCAAGGGUACAUUCGGGCAGGUCUUCCAGGUCCGGAAGAAGGACACAAAACGAAUCUAUGCUAUGAAGGUCCUGUCAAAGAAAGUCAUCGUGCAGAAGAAGGAGAUCCAGCACACCAUCGGCGAGCGGAAUAUUCUCGUGCGAACGGCCACCACCGAGUCGCCGUUCAUCGUUGGUCUGAAAUUCUCCUUCCAGACAUCAGCAGACCUAUAUCUCGUCACGGAUUAUAUGUCUGGAGGGGAGCUCUUCUGGCAUCUGCAGAAGGAGGGUCGCUUUGUCGAAGAGCGGGCCAAGUUCUAUAUCGCCGAGCUGAUCCUUGCUCUGCGUCACCUUCAUCAGCACGACAUUGUCUAUCGCGACCUGAAGCCCGAAAACAUCCUCCUCGACGCCAAUGGACAUAUCGCCUUGUGCGAUUUCGGUCUUUCCAAGGCAAAUCUGGCCAAGAACGACACGACUAACACUUUUUGCGGAACCACAGAAUACUUGGCUCCGGAAGUCCUUCUUGAUGAACAAGGUUACACCAAGAUGGUGGAUUUCUGGUCUCUCGGCGUCCUCGUCUUUGAGAUGUGCUGCGGCUGGUCGCCUUUCUAUGCCGAAGAUACGCAACAGAUGUAUAAGAACAUUGCAUUUGGCAAGGUUCGGUUCCCGCGGGAUGCGCUGUCACCAGAUGGUAGGGCCUUUGUCAAGGGAUUGCUGAACCGCAAUCCUGCACAUCGCUUGGGUGCCAAAAACGAUGCCGAGGAGCUGAUGGCGCAUCCCUUCUUUGCGGACAUUGACUGGAAUGCGCUUUCACGGAAACUCACCCAGCCACCGUUCAAGCCCAAACUCAAGGACCAAUAUGACGUCUCCAACUUCGAUCCCGAAUUCACCAACGCCCUCACCGCUGGUCCCGAAGCAUCUUCUCUCAACGCCCGCGCUGCCGCGAUCGCUUCAACUCACAACCACGACUCGACCCCGCUGUCGCCAACGAUGCAGAACCAAUUCAAGGGUUUCACCUUCGUUGAUGAGAGCUCGCUUGAGCAACAAUUCGGUGCGGAGAGAGAUGAUGAGGACGAUGAAGAUCUGAAUAACAGCCGGACGUUUGCGGGACGUAACGCGGGCAAUCGGAUGAGCGGCAUGGAUGCUGCGCGAGCAAAUGCGGACAACGGAGCCGAUGGGGAUUUUAAUCACGGGAUGCUUGAGGAUCUAUGA
Dissoconium aciculare CBS 342.82 is the source of this 2061-nucleotide messenger RNA. Its product is annotated as kinase-like protein. NCBI's taxonomy places the organism in Eukaryota, Fungi, Ascomycota, Dothideomycetes, Mycosphaerellales, Dissoconiaceae. The record is from RefSeq and is a predicted model, not a curated record. The transcript is spliced from 3 exons. Gene Ontology annotation, biological process: protein phosphorylation. Gene Ontology annotation, molecular function: protein serine/threonine kinase activity; ATP binding. Bases 1 to 2061 code for a protein of 686 amino acids.